CCCAGGGAGUUUGCCAGCAUGGGUCCAGCUUGGCUGUGGCUACUGGGAUCAGCGAUCCUGCUCUUGGUCCCUUGUCAGCCGUUUCCUGCUCGUCGGGAUAAGAGUGUGGGGGUGCCUCCAGCCCCCAGUGACCAGCUCUCUGCACCAGCCCCCGCCUAUCACAAAAUCACACCCACCAUCACCAACUUUGCCUUGCGCUUGUACAAGCAGCUGGCCGCAGAAACCUCGGGAAACAUCUUCUUCUCCCCCGUGAGCAUCUCUACCACCCUGGCCCUGCUCUCUCUUGGGGCCCAGGCUGACACCCCGACUCAGAUCCUGGUGGGCCUUGGCUUCAACCUCACGGAGAUCUCAGAAGCGGACAUCCACCGGGGUUUCCAGAGCCUCAUCCACACCCUUGACCUGCCCAGCCCCAAACUUGAACUCAAAGUAGGCAACUCCUUGUUCCUGGACAAGCAACUAAAACCUCGGCAGCACUUUCUGGACACUAUCCGGGAGCUGUACAAAGCUUUCGCCUUUUCUGCCAACUUCACAGAUUCGGCCACGACCAGGAGGCAGAUUAACGAGUAUGUGAGAAAGCAGACGUACGGGCAGGUGGCCGACUGUCUCCAGGAGUUCACGCGAGACACGCUCAUGGUUGUCCUGAAUUACAUCUUCUUCAAAGCUAAGUGGAAGCAUCCUUUCAAUCACGACCAGACCCAGAAGCAAGAGAGCUUCUUUGUGGAUGAGCGGACCUCCCUCCGCAUCCCCAUGAUGCACCAAAAGGAGAUGCACAGAUUCCUCUAUGACCCGGAAAUGGCCUGCACCGUCCUCCAGAUAGAGUACAGUGGGAACGCCCUGGCCCUGCUGGUCCUCCCCGACCCGGGGAAAAUGGAGCACCUGGAGGCUGCCCUGCAGCCAGAGACCCUGAGAAAAUGGGAUCAGUGGCUUCUGCCCAGCCUGUUGGAUUUACACCUGCCAAGGUUUUCCAUUUCUGGAACAUACCACCUUGAAGAAAUACUUCCCCACAUUGGUCUCACCAACAUCUUCAACCUAGAAGCUGACUUAACAGGAAUCACUGAGCAGCUCAACAAAACCAUCUCCCGGGUGUCACACAAGGCGGCCGUGGACAUGAACUUGUGGGGAACCCGGGCAGCGGCUGCCUCGGGCUUGCUCUCACAGCCCCAGGCUCUGAACACAACUUGGGCCCCACAGGCACGUUUCAACAGGCCUUUCCUGGUGCUCUUCUGGGAGGUGACCACUCAGAGCUUGCUCUUCCUGGGGAAAGUCGUCAACCCGGCUGCAGGGUGAGCGUAGGGGGAGGCCGGGAGGUGGUUGGUCCACCCCCGGAAUGAUCAGGAAGGCCAGCAGAAGCCUGCACCAGCCUGCACUGCGGGCUGCUGUCAGGACCCGUUAUUCAGUGCGCAAAGAUCCCAAUAAAGUCGACCUUGGGUUUUGUGAACAAUGA
Messenger RNA from Suricata suricatta (meerkat), 1444 nucleotides. It is a transcript of the gene SERPINA11, whose product is annotated as serpin family A member 11. Lineage: Eukaryota; Metazoa; Chordata; Mammalia; Carnivora; Herpestidae. Bases 19 to 1287 code for a protein of 422 amino acids. Gene Ontology annotation, biological process: negative regulation of endopeptidase activity. Gene Ontology annotation, molecular function: serine-type endopeptidase inhibitor activity. The record is from RefSeq and is a predicted model, not a curated record. The transcript has 5 exons.